Polypterus senegalus (gray bichir) is the source of this 12844-nucleotide messenger RNA. RefSeq names its product ARFGEF family member 3 (gene arfgef3). The record is from RefSeq and is a predicted model, not a curated record. Bases 613 to 7269 code for a protein of 2218 amino acids. The transcript is spliced from 35 exons. NCBI's taxonomy places the organism in Eukaryota, Metazoa, Chordata, Cladistia, Polypteriformes, Polypteridae. Gene Ontology annotation, molecular function: guanyl-nucleotide exchange factor activity. Gene Ontology annotation, biological process: regulation of ARF protein signal transduction.
GGACCGGGUCGGGCAGUUUGGAAGUGGGGGUCCCAAGAAGGAGGUUCGAAAAUAAAUAAAUAAAAAUAAAAUACAUACUUUUAUAUUCUUAUUAAAUCGAACAAUGAUGAGAAACAUUUUCCGAAUCCAGGUCUGUAAGGUGCUACUUUUAUAUUAUUUCUCAACUCUGAUUUUGUGUGGUGUAAAUCGACGAGGUCACUUGCCUGCGGUUUAAUUCCAAUCCUCGGUCUUGAAUUCCAUCUCCGUACUUUCCAAGUGGCUCGCUGCUCCGCCAGGAAUGAGGGAAAUGGACUGUCUGUGAGCAAAGAAUUUUUCGGGAGGACCCCUGAUGUUUCUACCUGUCUGUCUGCCCGGGCAGGGCUUCGUGACAGGGCUUCUUCGGCUGUCUGCUGUCUCGUGACGUACUUGAGCCCCGCAGUUUGCAGGGAAGCCCCCUUUGGCUCGACUGACGAGCUCCUCCUCCUCCUUCUUCUUCCCCAUCGCCGGCCUUUGCAAUGAAUCAUCAUUAGAGAGGAUGCUGCGUGUUUAGUCGCGCUGCCCCUUCGCAACUGUUGCCAAAAGGGAGGGAGGUUUUAUUUAUUUUUAUUUUAAGAAAAUCACCACAUCUUCAGAAUGGAGGAGCUUCUGAAAAAGCUGCAUAAGGACGCGUCUGGAAACAAAUACAAAGCCAUUCGGGAUGCGUGCGCUUCAGCGACAGAGUCACUUGAUGCACAGAGUGGAUCAGUGAAAAUUCUGCCAUAUCAGCUAAGAGAAAGAUGCCUUCUACCCUUGAAGAUGGCACUGGAGUCGAAAAACAUGAAGCUGGCUCAGAAUGCACUCGCUGGAAUGCAGAAGCUUCUGUCAGAAGAGAGAUUCAUUGCUACCGAUAAAGAACCUGCAGAAAAGGCACUACUGAAUCAAAUGCUGGAAGCUGUCAGAGUCACACCAUCCCUUCAUGAGGACCUGCAAGUGGAGGUUAUGAAGGUUUUGUUGUGCAUAACAUACUCUUCAGCCUUUGAGAUUAAUGGGGACUCCAUUCUGAAAAUUGCUGAGCUCUGCCUGGCUUGUUAUGUGCCUGGAUAUCCCCGAUUGCAUGAAAUCAUAAAGGCCUCCAUUUCCCAGAUACUGAGCUCCUUGCUCCACCGUGCAUUUGUUGCUGCUGCCCACCUUGAGACCUCUAAUUCUCACAAGGUGUGUACAGAGACGUACAUGUCAAGCUGUCACCAGCGAAGUAUAAACACUGCCGUACGGGCCACACUGAGUCAAAUGCUGAGCGACCUGACCCUCCAGUUACGACAGAAGCAGGAGAACGUGGCAUCCGAUGGCCAAGAUGAAGUACUGUCUGGAUAUCAGCACAAAGAGACUUUGCUAAGCACUGAAGGACUUUGUGAGGAUAUCGUGUCUGUCCUUGCUGUCUUUUGUGAGAAGCUGCAAGGUGUCAUUAAUGAAAAUCAACAGCUCCAACUUUUGUAUCUGGAAUGCAUCCUGUCCAUGCUGAGCAGCUGUCCUUCAAACAUGUACUCUCACAAAGGCUUUACGGACUUAAUUUGGAAGCAGUUGUGUCCAGCUCUGAUUGUCAUUCUUGGGAACCCCAUGAAUGACAAAACCAUUACAUCAGCUCAUGGCGUAAUAUCACAAGAGACGGAAUCCUCCUCAGCGGGUGUGCUUGACCAGGGUCGUGGAUCUGGUUGUUCAUCCAGUGCUCCGACGCUCAUCGGCCCUGUAGCACGCACCAUUUACUAUAUGGCAGCCGAGCUGGUGCGGUUAGUUGGGUGCGUGGACUCCAUGAAGCCAGUUCUACAGUCUCUGUAUCAUCGUAUCCUUCUGUAUCCGCCACCCCAGCACAGGGUGGAAGCUAUCAAAAUCAUGAAAGAGAUUCUGAGUAGUCCCCGGCGCCUUUUUGACCUGGCAGGACCUGCAAUUACUGAUGAAGAAACCAAGAAGAGGUCAUUCUCCAAGAGGAAGUCCCACCUGGACUUAUUAAAACUUAUAAUGGACGGCAUGACAGAAGCCUGCAUGAAGGGUGGAAUCGAGGCCUGCUUUUCAUCUGUGUCAUGCGUGUGUUCCUUACUGAGCGCUUUGGAUGAACUGAGUCACGGCAAGGGGCUUCAGGCAGAGCAGAUCCACCUUUUGCUGAAGCGCUUGGAGGAGCUUAAAGAUGGCACAGAAUCUACCCGGGAAUCAAUGGAAAUAAAUGAGGCAGACUUCCGGUGGCAGCAGCGUGUCCUUUCAUCAGAGCACACCCCCUGGGAGUCGAACACUGAGAAGAGCCCGGAUAUCAGCAUUAGUGUAACUACCGAUACCGGUAGGACUACUUUGGAGGGAGAUUUGGGACAGACCACUCCUGAAGAGGUGGCUGAUGGUUCUAGAGCCGGUCUACCGUCCCCUUGUGGGCAAAAUAAUGGCGAGGUCAUGGGUCGGGAAGUGGAACUCGAAAGUAAUGAUCAACCAGAUGUAAUUCAGAGAAGCCAUGGCCUUGUCUUCCCCGAUAUAACCAACUUUUUGUCAGUGGAGUGCAGGACUCGGUCACAUGGCUCUAGGUAUAGCGAAAGCAACUUUAGCAUCGAUGAGCAGGAUCUUUCAAGGACAGAGUUUGACUCUUGUGACCAAUAUUCUAUGGCGGCAGAAAAAGACUCGGGCAGAUCAGAUGUCUCAGACAUGGGUUCGGACAACUGUUCCUUGGCAGAUGAAGAACAGACCCCCAGAGAAUGCCUGGGUCACAGAUCACUGCGCACAGGCCUGUCCUUGAACCUGCUAAAAAAUCAAGAGGCUGACCAGCACUGUGUCCGACUGUUUGUCCAGUCGCUUAUUAAUCUCCUUCCCCAACUGCUGUCGGUCCACACUGCUGCCGAAGUGGAUUUAUUAAUCCAGAACUUCUCAUCAAAUUUCUGUUCCAGUCUACAAACAGGUGGGAUGCAUUCACCUGGGUUUGAAGGCAGCGACGCUCUCAGCAGUCAGGCCCAAAUGAACGCUGAUGGACUUUACCUGGUUUCCUUCUACACACUUCUGCUCAACCUUAAGCUGUGCUGCUGUGAUUACUAUAGAAGAAAGCCAUCUCCUGUUCCCAUCAGUUCGAAGGAAUUUGUCAGACAAAUCCAGAGCAGUGGACUGGUGGUGAUGCUGUCCCAGGUUUGGAUUGAAGAGCUGUACCAUCAAGUUCUCGAAAGGAACCUGCUGGGUGAGGCCGGUUACUGGGGUGCCCCUGAGGAGCACACCCUGCCACUCAUCACAAUGCUCACCGAUAUUGAUGGCCUUGGGAGCACUGCCAUUGGAGGUCAGCUAAUUCGCAGACCUAUGAUGCAGUCUUCUCUUUCCCAAAACAAAGCUGGAGAUGACUCGGCAGUGGCAGGAGUGGUUUUUGCCCGAUACAUUCUGAUUGGCUGCUGGAAAAACCUGAUUGACACCUUAUCGGCACCGCUGACUGGACGCAUGGCAGGGAGCUCCAAAGGCCUGGCUUUCAUUUUGGGUGCAGAAGGUGUGAAGGAGCAAAACCAGAAGGAGCGGGAUGCAAUCUGCCUAAGCCUGGAUGGGUUGAGGAAGGCGGCAGGACUCAGCUGUGCCUUAGGGGUUGCUGCCAACUGUGCCUCUGCUUUGGCUCAAAUGGCAGCAGCAUCGUGUGUGCAGGAAGACAAGGAGGAAAAAGAAGCCCCAGAGACGAGUGAUACUAUAUCUCAAGUGAAGCAGAAAGUGGAGCAGAAACUGGAGCAAAUCGGGAGACCUCAAGGCGUGCGUCUGCACACAGCCCACGUCCUCUGCAUGGACGCCAUCCUUAAUGUGGGACUGGAAAUGGGGAGUCACAACCUAGACUGCUGGCCCCAUGUCUUCAGGGUCUGCGAAUUUGUCAGCACCUUGGAGCACUCUCAUUUCAGUGAUGGCACCUCCCAACCUCCUGUCACCAUCACUCAGGCUCAGCAGGCAGUGGACUUGGCGCUGGAGCUCCCCCAGGAACAUGUCUCAGAGCAAGACCUGACCCUCAGCCACCCUGUCAUUCAGCCGUUAUCUAUUCAAGAGCUCAUCCGAGAAACAAGCAAGGGCAAAAUGUUUGACUUCCGAGGAGGAAGCCUGCUGAGCGGCAACAGCGCGGCCAAGGCUGUGUGCACGCUUUCCACCCAAGUUGACAGGUUAUUUGAGGAUGCGGCAAACAAAUUAAACUUGGCUGCUUUGAUCGGAUUUCUUCAACAACUACGAAAAGCCUCCCAGGCCCAGCUCUUCAACUCGGUGCCAGAGGCAUUGGACUAUUCAUUGAUAAUGCCAGAAGCCAGGUCAACUCAAGAGAGGAAGAGUGUGCUUCAUCUCUUCCGCCUGGGAGAUGUAAUGUUACGGAUCGUCAGGAGCAAAUCACGUCCAUUACUUCACAUGAUGAAAGCCUGGAGUGUCGUGUCUUCUCAUUUAGUGGAGGCUGCUUGCCACAAAGAGAGACAUGUUUCCCAAAAGGCUGUGUCCUUCAUACACGACACUCUCACUGAGGUCCUGUCCAACUGGCAUGAAUUGCCUCAUUUCCGCUUCAAUGAGGCCUUGUUUCGCCCGUUUGAGCGCAUUAUGCAGCUGGAGUUAUGUGAUGAAGACGUGCAGGACCAGGUAAUCACUUCCAUCGGUGAACUGGUGGAGAUGUGCUCUCCUCAGAUCCAGUCUGGCUGGAGGCCUCUCUUCAGUGCACUGAGGACGGUGCACAGUAAUAAGUCUGAGGUCAAAGACUACCUUGUUGGAGAGUACUCAACGGGAAAAUGUCAGGCCCCUGUGUUUGAUGUCUUUGAGGCCUUUAUCAACACAGACAACAUUCAAGUGUUCGCCAAUGCUGCUACCGACUACAUUAUGUGCCUUAUGAAUUUCGUCAAAGGGUUAGGUGAAGCGGACUGCAAGGAAAAUGGAGACUGCGGUCAAGGUGCUGGAUGUGCUUCAACAGAUUUAUGCCUUCCUGCUUUGGAUUAUCUACGGAAGUGUUCACAGCUGUUGACCAAAAUUUACAAGAUGCCAUCCAAACCGCUGUUCAUUCGUGUAGGCCACCCAAGAACACCCUUGCGAACUCAAGAGAGGUCAACAAGUAGUGAGGAUGGGGUGGAAUCCAUUCUUGCCGACUUUGAUGACAAUACUGGUCUGAUUCAAGUGUGGAUAUUGCUACUAGAGGAGCUCACCAAUGCUGUCUACAACUGUCCACGUCAGCAUCAGCCCCCCACACUGGACCUGCUCUUUGAGCUGCUCAGAGAAGUCACCAAAAUCCCAGGACCUGGAUUUGGAAUAUUUUCUGUUAUUCAGCUUCUUCUGCCUGUGAUGACGCUAUGGCUGCAGCGCAGUCAUGGGAACCACUCCUACUGGGAAGUUGCUGCCUCAAACUUCAAGCAUGCCAUUGGUUUGUCAUCUGAGUUGGUGGUGGAGCAUAUUCAGAGUUUUAUCCAUUCAGAUAUUGGUUAUGAAAACAUGAUCAACCUCAUGCUGAAAGAUCUUUUCAAGCUUUUGGUAGCCUGUGUUGCAGAACCAACUGAAACAAUCUCAAGAGUGGGAUGUUCCUGCAUUAGAUAUGUUCUUGUUACUGCUGGCCCAGUCUUUACAGAGGAGAUGUGGAGGCUGGCCUGCUGUGCCCUCCAGGAUGCAUUUUCUGCCACUUUAGAACCAGUCAAGAACCUCCUUGCUUGCUUCCACAGCGGCUCAGACAGUUUCACUGGAGACGCCUGUGAAGUGAAGGUAGCAGCUCCUUCUCAUUCACCUACUGCCGAAGCAGAAUAUUCGAGAAUUCGUGCCAUGGCCCAGCAGGUUUUCAUGCUCGAUACUCAGUGUUCACCUAAAACACCAAACAGCAAGGAAGGCUUCGAGCAUGCCCAGUCAUGUGUUCUUAUUAUUGAAUUGCCUGGUAAUCAGAAAUCAAACGGCCACACCCAGAAAAGAAUACCAUUUAGAACAAUAGUAGUCAGCUUGCUUUCGCACCAGGUGUUGCUUCAGAACCUUUAUGACAUUCUUUUAGAAGAAUUUGUGAAAGGCCCUUCUCAGGUGGAAGGCCAGGAGAAGACUACCCCUCUACUGGAAACAAAGCCAGCAGGGUUCCUGAGAUACAUCUCAAUGCAAAACCUGGCCAUAAUAUUUGACUUGUUGUUGGAUUCCUAUAGAACAGCUAGUGAUUUUGACACAAGACCAGGCCUGAAGUACCUGCUUAUGAAGGUGUCAGGAGUUUGUGGAGCAGCAAAUCUCUAUCGGCAGUCUGCCAUGAGUUUUAAUAUUUACUUUCAGGCCCUCGUCUGUGCAACCUUAACCAACCAAGAGAACAUCACCGCUGAUCAAGUUAAAAAAAUACUUUAUGAGGAAGAAGAAGGCAGUACAGACUCUUCACAGCAGUGCUCCUCAGAAGAUGAAGACAUUUUUGAAGAAACUGCUCAGGUCAGCCCUCCAAGAGGCAAAGAAAAGCGCCAAUGGAGAGCCACAAUCCCCUCCCUAAGCAUCCAGCCGAUUAGCAAUGCUGAUUGGGCUUGGUUGGUCAAACGUCUCCACAAACUUUGCAUGGACCUUUGUAAAAACUACAUCCAGAUGCACCUUGACCUAGAGAGCAACAUGGAUGAACCGCCUGUUCUGAAAGGCGAUCCUCUGUUCUUCUUGCCACUUUUUCCUUCGGAAACGUCUACCCCCUCUACCGGGGGUCUCUCGAGCAAAGGAACCCCAUCAGAAGAACUUGGACGAAGCCAAGUUGGUGAGACACCUGGGGAGGAAACACCAAGCACAGGCCCCUGUCUGACACCACUGAGCCAGAAAGGAGAAAAGAGAGAACAGGGCAAAAAGAAGGAGUGGUGGGAGAGUGCUGGAAAUAAACUGUAUACCAUUGCAACAGACAAGACUAUCACUAAGCUCAUGAUCGAGUAUAAAAAGAGAAAGCAGCAGCACAACCUGACUACUUUUGUGAAAGAGACAAAGAUGGACAAGAAAGGGGAUGGCAUCAACCUACGAGGUCCAGAUUCUCCGAGACCCCAAAGACCUCAACAUCUGGUGGAUCAAGGGACAAUGAGACAUUCCUUCAGUGCUGGUCCAGAGGUUCUGAGGCAGGAGAAACGCCCCCGCUCUGGUUCAACAGCUAGCUCCCAUAAUAUAUCUUUAAGAGAUGCUGAAGCCCAGAUACAGGCCUGGACCAAUAUGGUUUUAACCAUGCUAAACCAAAUCCAGCUGCUUCCGGACCCCACCUUCAUUGCUCUACAGCCAGCUGUGUUUCCAUGCAUCAGUCAGCUGACGUGUCACGUGACGGACAACGAGGUUCGCCAAGCUGUGAGAGAGUGGCUGGGAAGGCUGGGCAGAGUCUAUGAGAUUAUUGUCUGAGGGUCAUUUAGAGUGACUUGGAGAAAAGAUGACCAAGAAGCCAAGCUGCAUUUUUGUUCCUUUUGUGAUGAGCUGUACUCUUGUCGAGCUGUGUAACUACACAAGGUAUAGAUGGUGUAUUUUUAUCAUCAUCCUACUGAACUUUUGAAAUUUGUGUUGAACCUCAAAAAUGAGUAAAAUUUCAUAAGCCAUAGAUGGCCUGCAUAUACUUAAGAGACAUUAUUUAUCUUUUUAAUUUAUGCUCGCUAGCUCGUUUUGCACCAUAUUUGCAGCUGGACCCGCAGUGUUUUACUGGCCGUGUCCAUUCUUUUCAGGUAUGAUGUGGAAAAGAAAUGUGUGUGCCACCUGAAACACCCCUUGAUGCUAAACCUGUCAGUGCCAGUGUUUCUACGCUGAUUGUAGAGCGGCGCAUUUUAUAAUCAAACAAAUGGCUCACUUGUACUAAUUGAUGCCCAGAAGCAGUGUAGGCUUUGGUGAUGUCACAUUCUUGCAUCUGCGUCCUACUCCAGUCUUCUUUGUCAUAGGCCUGCUUGAGCUGGCACACUGUUCACCAGUGUCCUUAAUUCCAGUGUGCCAGACUGUCUUGUGUGGACAUUAAUUUUAAGUAUACCUGCCAGCCUCCAUCUUUUAACGUGAUUAUUUUAUUUGUGUAACAUGCAUGCAGUUUAAGCAAUGAAUAUGCUAUAAUUACUAAAACAGUGAUUAUGGUGUGGGGAUCAUUUGUAGUUUCAGCAAUAUUGACUGUUAGAUACCUGCAUUUUAUGUUCAAAAAAAAAAUAAUAAAUCAGAAGACAGAUCUAUUAAAUCUCCUCCCCAUUGUGGCAUUAAAUAUUCAUGUAUGUUAAAGUGCUUUUAAAAUCUAAUAUUUCAAAUCCUUCACCCUGAAAAAGAUACUGGCCAGUCAGGGAUCAUGGAAGAGUUGCUUGAUGUCUGUUCUAUAGGUGACUUAAAAAAUGUUAAAAGUACUUUGAACGUGUACUUUAGUGUCUACUUCAUCUUACUAAAUUUUCAUAUCAGUAUGCAUGUGUGAGUAUGGACAAAAAUGAAUAUUCCACCCCAAAAUAAUAUUGUUUUAAUACUUCAAGGUGGGUGUCGACAAUAGUCGACACAUAAAGAAUUGAGGGUUAACCACCAGGAAAAAUCACCUAAAAUGUAUUAUAUAGUUCCAUUCACUAGAUGGCAGCAAAGACAAUGAAUCGCCACUCAUUUUCAUUACAGCAUGGCGUCAAAUGCCAGCAGCCGCUCUUGUCAAAAGAAGUCCCUUGAUAGAGAGGUGUUGUGUGUUGUUGAUGACUCGGAUUCUGCACUGUCAGAUGAGGAUUUUGACCUGUCGGAGGAGAGUGACAAUGAGAGUGCUGAAAAGCUGUUUUGUUAGUUUUAUGUUUUUCACAAAUAACAAUAUGUUACUUUCCCAGUAGUAUUUGUAGUGAUGGUCAAGAAAAAUGUUUAAUCACAUGUUUUCAUAUAGAUCAGAGAUAAUCAUUUUGAUACAAUGGGUACCAGCGAAGACCAACGGUAAACAUCCAGAAACAACAUUAAGCAACAAAAGUGAAGCAUGUUCACACAAUUUUGAGAUUUUCAUUGGUCAGGAGCCCUGUCUUGAAUUUCAAAACUCAAAAUUGCUUCACUGCGUCGUAGCAAUGACAGAACUUCAAUUCCCAGCAGCAUCAGGAUCGCCGUGUAAUGAGGUAGCUUCAACUGUUCACUCCGGGGCUGCUGGGAGAAAGAAAACAAGGUGCUGAAGUUCAAAGGAACACUGAAGGGAUUAGCAUGAUUGUCUUUGGUGUAAUGCUAUAGCUCCCACUACUGCAACAAACCAUUCAUUUUGAAUGACAAUUACUCACACCUUAAAAAUUUCAAGUUUUUCAGGAAUCUUAUCCUGUGCCGGGUUUGUUCUUGUGAUUUCAUCUGGUUUGGAAGUCAUCAUUCACUGAGCACACACCAUCCAUUACAACUCAUCAUUGAACAUUUAGAAUCACAGUAGGACUCUAUUACAUCUCUUUCAGAAGGUUGUUUGAAUUUUAUCCAUUCUUCCAUAACAUCUGUGAAAUUGGACUGUGUUUGUGAGUUUUUACUGUUCAUCAUCAACUGGCAUUGUUUAAUUGGUCCGUUGUCACUGUCGCAGUUUAUUAUGGCGGUUUUCUGCAUGUGUGUUUUUUUUUUUUGUUAUUUAUUCAAUACAUUCUUUUUAAUUUAUUUAAAUGAACACUUUGUUACUGGUGGGUGAGUUUGGAUGUGUUCCUGGUGUCCCCUAAAUAAAAAUUACAGCUGCUACAACAACUCACUUUUGUGCACUACUCUUGUUUUCCUAAAGUAUCGGACACUAUUUUAUCAAAUCACACAGCAUUUUGGAUAUUCGGAGCAUACAUCUGAAAAAUUGACGUGUGUAUUAUGCAACAGGACUAGCCUGAGAUGUUUUGAUGGAAGUUUUAACCUUGUUUGCUGCUGUUUAGCAUUGAGCCCUCCUAGGUCCUAUUGGAGCCCAUUGUGUUAGAAACUUUGUUUUCCAUAAAAACAUGAGAUUGAUUUUUUUUUUUCUUUGUCAUUAUUAUAAAUGAAACAGGGUAAAUAACAGAUUAAAAAAAAAGUAUCAAUUUUGGGUGGAGUAUAAGACUUGGUUAUAUACAGUGCAGGACUAUGAAUGGCGUUCUGUAUGUGACGCUGGCAAUAUCACUGUCCAGUGCAAAAAUGUUAAAAGCAAAAAAUAUUAAAAACAUUUUGUCGAAGCCCUCUGUAAAAUAAAUAUUGACCAAAAAUUGUGAAUUAAAAUUCUACCUGUUAACAAAAUGGAGCUGCAGUAGACCACCCUGUCAGUGAUGCUCAGGGUAGCUCAUCAGCUUCAAGGAAAUGAACAGAAUCAUGUGACCCUUUUGUUAGGAAGGAACUCAAUCUGCGCGAUAAUGUGUGAGGUAGUGGAGGAAAAUCACUGGAAAAUUGUGUGCGUAAAGAUGUACUUUUACUUGUUUUUUUUUAACUUUAAAAUGAGUAUGCUGCAUUAAUGACAAUUGACUGCACGUAAUUUAAAAAUUGGGUGCGCACAAUGUUUGCUAAAAUGCGUUUCCCAUCCUCACCCUUCACAAACAUUACAGGACAAGAGAACAUUUGAUUUCUCAAAUCGGUGCCUGUAGACAGCAUCAACAAAUUGAUUUACAAAACUAAACAUUCAAUUCAUCCAACUACAGAUAUUGCACUGGAUGACUCCAAAGAACAAGUCACAUCGGUCAAAACUGGAAUUGCUAUGAAAAAUGAGUGCAAAAGAUCCAAAUCAGACAUAUCGUUAUACGGCAAAAGUUUGGAUUUGAAUCCAUGAACUCAGAUGAGGAAAUAACUUUGAAGGUGAACUUUUAUCCCAAUGUGACAUUAUUGGCACUUCACAGUCGCAGAGGACACACCCUUAACAACAUUGCUGUCCUGACAAUGGGAGCUCAGAAUGAUCCCACUGGUAAAUAAUCAAAAUUGUAGCUAAAACAACCCAAAUGAAAAUACAAAACCAUAACUAAGCCAUAAGGCGAGAAACUAAUGUCAUCACCAGAAUCCUUGAGGUGGAUCACACAAGAAGAGCAAUAAAAAAAUUAUAUGAAUGAAAAUGCCUUUAGUGCAGCAAUGACAGGAUGGGGUUUUAUUCAGAGAUAAACUCUAACAAAGAAGCUCAUUGUCUAUGGAAAUGUGCAUGAGAAGACAAAGGUAGAUGUUGUUUCUUGUGUUAAAUAGUGGUUCUCAUUUUCUCCACUCGUUUGACCUCAGAAGCAGUCUUUUUGACGUUCACCCCUACGAUUCCCAGCAAUAUGUUGUAAAUUCCAUGGAAGUUGGUCAGAAGAGCCAAGUGAUUUGCCCAUUUUCAGAGGAUACCUGCUGUUCUCUUUACCACUUCAUUUUUUUCUAAGCAUUUUAAAAAUGCCCUAAUUUGACUGUUCCAAUACUUUAACACAGAAAAUAAUUACUGGCAGAAAAGAAGACCAGCAGCCAACUAUAUGAAUGAGGAAAAGCCCAAUACGAAUUACUUCACUGGCAUCUCUUAUGGUUCCUUGCAGCCCAUGGACCAUCCUGAAUUUUCUAGUUUUUAUUAACUGGGUUAUUUUGAGCAACGCAUCGCAGGGAGUUGAUCUGAUCUUAAAAGUUUUAAAUAAGUCAUUGAGUCUUAGCUGUUCUCUGCUAGACAAGAAGCUUUUGUGUUUUCAGUCAUCUUGGCACGUGAGAUGAGAUUUCUAAGAAGUGCAGGACUUUUCAUAGUCCAGCCCAGAUAUUUCUCCAUUGUGCCAUUCACAAUCCUUGUGCCGCUCUGCUCAGAUUUCCAACUUGAAGGUCACAUAAAUCCCAGAGAUUUAGCCCCUGAAAGCUCAAUACUAGAAAAAAUGAAAUAGCCUUGGAUUCUCAGAUUGUAAGAGCAAAAUCAGGACCAGCACUGUCAUGAUAGUUUUUAAAUUUUUAUUAAUUUUUUUCCAGCCUUGAAGCAUUUUGAGGGUUAUAUAGGUCAAGUAAUUUAAUGCUCUGUCAUGUUUUUUUUAAUUUAGGAUAUGAUCCUUAAUUUUGAAAUAUAUCUUCCCAAGGUGCUGUUUUGUUUUUAGUAUCGUACCGCCAUUUUUCCGCUGUUAAUAAUGCAGGAUUGGCAAGUUGUUGCUGGACAAGACAUUCAGGACCAUGUGACUCAUGGCAGUGUAUAGGUCAGUAUCAUACGCUGCUUUAUUGUCUAAGGUAUGUGACUAAUUUAAAACUUAAAACUCUAGUACCUUUGUUUUUAAAUCUCCCUGGCUACAACUUGUUUUCUGUUCUUCGAUUUUGACUUUGGCAACGUGAAAUAUUCGGGUUUUUGAAGCUCCCACUACGAUUAUAUCUCACAUCCUGGACACUCAUUUCUUUGAAUCUCAUCCUCCCAAGUUUCCACUUUAGCUCAUUAUUAUUACUGUUACAUUCCAUCUCCUGAUAGUUAGAACCAGUGCUUAUUUUGUAAACAGAAAGGUGGUGGUACACGUAUGUUGCAUUUGGAUCACGUCUCAGGUACUGCAAAGGUGUAUAGAUAGAGGCCAAGAGACCUAGCACUACAUGUUUUGUUUAUUUGAUGAAAUAUAACCUUUAAAAUUUGAAAUUGACAAAUCGUCAAGUGUACCGUACUGCAUAAUAUUGUGUUUGACAGUUUAAAAUUACAAACACAGAAUUUCCAAAAUUGAAUAUCAACUGCAAGUUAAUCACGAAUGCUGCAUUCUACAUAAAAGUUGUUAUGCAGUCUUGCAAAACAAUAAAAGCUUAAAUUGAGUGUUUUAAAGAAAAUUCUCAACUUUUUUUCACGUUUUCAUCAAAUGCAGUCUUUCUGAUUCGCUCUUUGCUUUGAGUGUCAAUGGCUGAUCAUCGUCCUCGUAACAGCCAUAAAUUAACGUAUCUUGUAAGAUCGAAGCGUGUGAGUGCGGGGCCAAACAAUCGUAUGAAGAGAAGUGCGGAGACAGUGCUUAUCAGUAACAAGGCCUACUUGAUGAAACCGGAGUACAACUAAGACUGCACACAAUUCUUUAUAGAAUCAUUUAAUAUGUAGUCGAUGCCACGACCAGUUAUCAUGGCUAGAGUACCAUCAUAAAAAAAAAAA